AAUGAAAAGUAUAGUUUGUCCAUACAUACAUAUAUACAUUAAUGUAAAGAUAAGAAUUAAUACAUGAGCACGUAUGCUUGGAUAAGCGCUAUCGGGCCCAUGUGUCAGCCUAUUGAUUCCAAUUAAUAGAUAUUUUAAUGAUUGCGAAAAUAUUAGUCGGCGGCGGUAAUGCAUUGCAGCACUGCAUUGUGAUGUAAUGGCAAAAGGAAGGGCAAUUGCACGCAUAUACAUAUGUUUGGAGAGAAAAAGAUUCAAGUAACGAAAAUAAAAAAUUAUAUGUAUGAGUGAUGUGCGAGUAUACACUCAACAAUCAACUGAACGCGAUUAGAGGCAGUCGAGCCGCAGAAACCAACGGACUUGCAAUUCCACAAAAACCAAGAGAAUGGCAAGAGCAAAGAGACCGCUUGCCGCAAAGAAUACAGAGGAGCAACGUUCGCUGCUGACAGAUAUAAACUUAGGCGAUCUGGACGAAGAAGUAAAGUUGUCAGGAAAGGCAGCCACUGCAAAAAUACUAACCCGUGGCACGUAUAGUAUAAGUGUUCGGAAUCGGCGAAAAUAUUGGUACUGGCAGCGGGGCGCUCUGCGCCGAUUCCUCUUCUGCGUUCCAGUGGUAUUCUUACUGGUUUUGGUGGUAUUCUACCUACCCAUCUAUACGGAUGUGCAAAAUCGACGCUCUGCAUUACCAGAUUGGACGUAUAAUACGUCGCGCGACAUUAAGGAUUAUGUACUUCCAUUGGAACAAACAGCAUUGAUUGUGCCACGUGAUUUCUGCCGCGCUAAGACCUUCGUAAUUAUAGCUGUGUGUUCAGGAUUACAAAAUUUUGUGCAACGCCAAACAAUACGUGAAACUUGGGGAAACACUACGGAGUUUAAUUAUUCAAAGUUUUCCAAAUUACAUGGUCACUUGAAAGGACACUACUUGGAAAGGAUUCCAGCCCGUUUGAAACUUUAUGAAGACCACCUCAAAAGUGCGCCAGUACGUGUGAUAUUCAUUGUUGGCCGCAGCAAAUACGAAUCAUUAUUGGGCAACGAAACGCUUGAGCGUCUACACAACGAAGCAGAGCAUUACAAUGACAUCAUCCAGGAAAAUUUCAUUGAUAGCUAUAACAACCUCACCCUGAAGUCGGUGCUGGCACUAAAGCAUAUGAGUAAAGACUGUUCCAACAGCAGCGCCUUCUUUCUGAAGUGCGACGACGACACUUUCGUAAAUGUGCCGAAUUUACUGCACUUCCUGUUAGGUGGGACUUUGCCGCUCUACAACGACACGCUCGAAUACUACGAUGUGUUGACAGCGAUGGUAAUGUCGCCGGAAAACCGCCUGAAUGCCACGAAAGGAAUUAUGCGGGGCCAUCAAUUUUGUUCAGCCCGACCUGUGAGUAAUGUGACAAACAAAUGGUACAUGCCAUAUUAUAUGUACCCCAAAGAGGCCUACCCGAAAUAUCUAUCUGGCGCCGGGUAUCUGAUGUCUAUGGAUGUGGCGCAAGGGCUGUAUAAGGCAGCAUUGAAUACGACACUGAUCUACUUGGAGGAUAUUUACAUUACUGCAUUGUGUGCAGAAAAGGCGCGGGUGAAGCGCCAACACCAUCCACUUUUUAGCUACACAUAUCCUCGGCACUUGUGCGCCUUUAAAGGUGCCAUAACACAACACGAGGUCAAGGAUGACAGCAUGAUGGAAGCGUGGCAGUUCGUUUCGAACUACAGCAUUAAAUGUGAUCCGCCCGGCCGAUACUUUAAGCAGAUGCGUUUGCGUAAGCACAUAAAUUGUUAGAACUGAAGCUAUAAGCACACCAGUAUAAGGCCGUACCAGUAACUAUGAUUGGAUUGCUUCCUUCUACCAGAAUAGCUGGCGAUUCUUAAAGACAUAUUUAUAUAUAUAUUAGUUGUAAACUAUUUACAAAAUAGAUGCCAAUGCUGCGUAAUCGCAGAUAAAUUUAUUAGCUGAUAGCCAAAUUCUAGUGAAACGAUUCUUUCGCUCAUAACAUGACUUACUAUAUGAAAUUUUUCUUUUUAAGACUCAUUUUUACAAGUUUUGUUUAUAAUGCGUUUAGCGGUGAAAGACAUUAUUCUGCACCUUUUUGCACACAUGAAUAUUUAUUAUAAGGUUAAAAUACAUUUACGCACAUUCUUUUUGCCUUGUCAUACGUACUUAUUUAAACUAUUGUUAUUCUAAGCAAGAAUUUUUUGCCAAACGCUCCAGGAGAUAAAGGUUACCUUAGCGAUUUGGAUUUCGAACAAUUUUUAGUUCACAAAUUACUUCAUAUCGACAUAUGAUAUAUUGUAGAAAAUUGACCGAUAAAUUAAAAAAACCGGAACAUGUUUGGAAAUAAAUGCAUAAGAAAAAUAUAACUUCUUUAUGUUGAAAUUAAGACUUCAGCAUAUGCAUACUUAACAAUACUUCCAAUUGUGUAAAUUCAUCUAAUUUUCUUAUGCUCUUUAUCGUUGGGUUGUAUUGAUUUUAUGUUGAAAAUAUAAAUAAUACUACGGUCCAGUAACGAAAUAUCCUGUACCUAAGCAAAACUUCUCCGCUGUGUUAUAUGCUGCAUAUCAGAAGCAGAAAUAAGAAGGAACUUGAUACUGCAGUUUGUGGGCGUAUUACUGAAAAACAAUUGUCUCGUUAACUUUUCUAAAUGACCGAUUAGUAUGCAUUUUAAAACAAUAGUAAAACGACAUUACAUGUUCAUUACGCGAAGUAAGGUUUAUGUAGCGGGAGAAGGAAAAAAACCGUAUUGCCUGGAUAUUAGGAUUAUUAACGGCUUUCCCAAACAUCUAAACAGACGGACAUGACUUUAUCGAUUCUUCUCGCCAUGCUGAAUAUAUAGAUACAUUAUGGGUUCGGAGAAGCUUCCUUCUACGUGAAACAUAUUUUGCACAAGCGUACAGGGUAUAAAAAGACUCUUUUUGUGUUAUUUAUUAUUAAACUUUAAUGCACAACUUAAACAUACAUACCUGUUCAAAUUAUCAUUAAGUUACUUAUGCAUAUCUUACAUACUUAUUUGUAGUUACUAUUAUUAAUUUCGUUUAUUACAUAAAAUCCUAUAGCUACCUAUGAGUUACGUUUUUCUUAUGUACAUAAAAAGCGUAUUACUUUAUUUUAUUACUAUAGUAAUUUUACA
This is a messenger RNA of Scaptodrosophila lebanonensis, 3113 nucleotides long. Its product is annotated as beta-1,3-galactosyltransferase 1. Lineage: Eukaryota; Metazoa; Arthropoda; Insecta; Diptera; Drosophilidae. The record is from RefSeq and is a predicted model, not a curated record. Gene Ontology annotation, cellular component: membrane. The transcript has 3 exons. The coding region runs from base 383 to 1768 and encodes 461 amino acids. Gene Ontology annotation, molecular function: hexosyltransferase activity.